This is a messenger RNA of Exophiala oligosperma, 3484 nucleotides long. RefSeq lists its product as uncharacterized. The coding region runs from base 61 to 2097 and encodes 678 amino acids. Gene Ontology annotation, cellular component: mitochondrion. The record is from RefSeq and is a predicted model, not a curated record. Lineage: Eukaryota; Fungi; Ascomycota; Eurotiomycetes; Chaetothyriales; Herpotrichiellaceae. The transcript has a single exon.
ACCUCCGCAACUAUUGUCUACACAUCCCGAUAUCAGACUCCUACGUGAGCACGCUGGUCCAUGCAACCUGUCCCUUUCAUGCGAGCUACAUGUAGACUCGGUCGACCUCUUUUACUGGGGAGAACUGCUCGUCCAGUUCAAAGGACUUUUUUGCGCACAUAUCUUCCCACCUGCGUUCGUGCUCUGGUGACUGAGUCCAGCGACUCUACGAAUGCAUCCUUCGUUGACACCGUACCUGAGAACUUAGCGACGACAUCUUCAAAUGCUGCGGCGUCGCACUCCACACCGCCGAACAAUGCCAUCCUUACCUCGAGGAGGCUUCCAGUCUCAUGCCCGGGCUGCGGUGCCUUGACACAAGACAUCGAACCUGGAGAGGCGGGCUACUACUCGCGCUCGAGGAAAGCUGUGAAGACAUAUUUGCGAGAUUCUCCGCGCAUAGGGCUGUCUAGUGAUGGAGACAAUGGCACAGAAACAGUUGGAGCGAUUGAGACGAGUGGUCAGGAUGUGAUUCGAGAGCGAGAUGCAGAAGAGACACCAGAAAUACAAAAUCCUAUACCGCUUCCAAUAUGCGACCGAUGCCAUACAUUGAUCCACGAAUCUCGUGGGCAGCCCAUUGCACACCCUUCAAUUGAGAGCAUCGCAGACUCGAUUGCUGAAUCCCCUUUUUCCAAAAACCAUGUCUACCAUGUCAUGGAUGUGGCAGAUUUUCCAAUGUCUUGCAUACCUUCAAUCUACAAGGAGCUAUCCCUGGCCAAACCUAGAAGCCAGAACCGUCGAUCACAACAUUCGUUCUCUUCCAAGCCUUCGUUGUCGUUUAUCAUCACCCGAUCAGAUCUAUUGGGACCUUCAAAAGACAUGGUAGACCGAAUGAUGCCCAGGUUCAUUGCCAUCCUCCGAACUGCUUUGGGCCGUGCAGGUCAAAACUUGAGGCUUGGGAAUGUCCACCUCGUCUCUGCAAAACGAGGAUGGUGGACCAAGGACAUCAAGGAGAGCAUCUGGCAAAGAGGAGGUGGGAACUGGCUUGUUGGAAAGUUCAAUGUUGGGAAAUCCAAUCUCUUUGAAGUUUUAUUUCCGAAAGGCUCGUCUAGUCAGGCUUCCGUCCAUGAAGAAUUGCGUCGACAGCAAGAUGCAAAGGCAAACGAAUUCUUAUCAGUUGAUAGCCUUUUGCCUCCGCCUCAACCAGAAGUGCCAUUCCCGGCCAUGCCUAUUGUAUCGAGUCUGCCUGGAACGACAGCAUCGCCUAUUCGACUUCCUUUCGGCAACAACAAAGGAGAACUCAUUGACAUGCCUGGUUUAGAACGCAGCGCCCUUGAUAAGUAUGUGAAAGCAGAAGACAAGUUGGAUUUGGUCAUGACUCAUCGACCGACAGUCACCCAACACAACAUCAAACCUGGCCAAUCUCUCCUGCUCGGAGGUGGCUUGGUCCGCAUAACACCCCUUCUGGACGAAAAUGACCCCAGUAUGAUCAUGAUGGCUUACGCAUUCGUUCCACUGAAAUCGCAUGUCACGGCCACCGAAAAGGCGCUCGGUGCACAGCAACAGGAACGUGAGAGUGGAAUCGAGUCUAUCCUGGCAGAGGACGCUGGAACUCACAUGGCGUCGGCCGGCAGAUUCAAGCUCAAGACGAAUGUAACGAAAUCAAGAGCCGGUGCCGUUAUCAGAGCAGGUGUAGACCCAGGGAAAUUGCCCUUCCAGGUGUACGCCACAGAUAUCCUCAUCGAAGGCGUUGGGUGGGUUGAGCUAGUCUGUCAGGUUAGAAAAAAGCAACGGGCUCUUUCUCCUACACCUCCACUAGAGAAAGAAGUCACCGAAGAGGCCGUGGGUGAAAAAGAUGUCCCUACUUCUGAGGAUUUGUCUAUCGGAUCCACCGGAUUUGUCCCUUUCAGUGCUUCGAUCUCAGACGGUAAUGCAUCAGGCAGCCCCGGAUAUCCUCAAGUUGAGGUUUUCACCCCCGAAGGCAAAUUUGUUGGACAAAGGGAGUGUCUGGAUGUCUGGCAAAUGUGGAACAUGGGGAAACCUCGCAAGGAGGUACGCGCCGCUCGCCCUCGGAAACCUAUGAGUGGUGCGAGGAAGAGAGCAAAGAUGGCUCAACGAUGACUGGGCCAACUGCAAUGACAUUCAACAUAGCAGAGCGACACGAGAGACAUCACCCUAGUAAAGGCUGGUAGCGUCUGAGCAUCGUGAUCUUGCUACUCGUAUACUACGAGUAUCUUCUACUUGAAUGGUCAGAGUCCUUUUUCGUCUCAGUCGCUGCAGCCGUCCCGCCGACUUUUUCUUCGGCGUCAAACAAAUGACCGUCCCUAUCACUUCCAUCACCUUGUCGUUACGAGAAAGUAACUUGUUCAUCCGGUCAAGACGACGAUUUUGCCACGAGCAGUAUUCUUCUCUUGUGUCUCGUGAGCCAGGACAAUCUGAUCCAGCUUGAAAACCUUUCCAAUCUGAACCGGCAUGGUGCCGGCAUCAAUCUGCUUCAGCAAAUCAUUCAACGGGGUAUCCAUGAAUUCGUCUGGACCACCACUAUAUGCGGUGAGAUAUUUGGCCGAUCCUAUUGCGGUCAUGGGAGCGAAGUUAUCCAUGGUCCAUUUGUUGCCUGUGGCACGAGAAAGAGUCAGCGUUAGAUGCAGUUGCGGAGGACUACCAAAUGUCAACCUUACCAACGAUUCCCGUCACACACACAAUUCCGCCUUCCUUGAUACACUUCAAAGAAUCCUCGAGGGUCACGGUUCCAAUAAGCUCCAGAACCUUGUCGAAGUUGUCACCAACCUGGGCCGCGACAUUGCCAUCAUCGACGAUGACUUGAUCCACGCCGCUCUUCCUCAUGACGUCUGCGCUCGCUUGACCCGAACUGCGAGUGGUUCCGGCGACGAAACAGCCAUGUUUCUUUGCGAUCGAUGCCGCCGCGAGACCAACGGAUGUUGUUCCGCCACGUAUCAAGACGCGAUCGGUAGACUCGAGCUUCAGCGAUUUGAACAGCGAGCCGUAUGCGGUCUGCAACAUCUCGGGCACGGCUCCAAUGGUGGACCAAUCCAGGUUCGUGUCUAGGGCUUGUGUGUUUUUGGUUUUGACACAGGUGUACUCGGCAUAUCCACCGUCGAAAUCACGGCCCAUGCCACCCAUGGCGCUUGCUACUUUCUGCCCUUCCUUGAACCGUCCACUUGGGCAUUUGGCGACGAGGCCUACAGCCUCGAUGCCGAGAACGCGCGGGAACUUGACGUCCGGCGAAUGGCCUUGACGAGUAAACAUCUCGGAUCGAUUGAGUCCGAAAGCCUUGACGCGAAUGAGAACUUCAUCGUCCUUGGGGGCUGGGAUGGGAAUGGAUUCGAUCUUGAGGAUAUUGGGUGGUCCAGCUUCGUGGACAACAGCUGCUUUCAUAGCGGACAUGAUGUAGAGUAUCUCUUGUACAGUAGGAGGAUUUAAAAGUAUCGAGUGGUAUACUUGGUGUAUAUAUAGAUGAGUACAGUGAAAUGUCAAGUAAUAAACUGUA